AUGGGCAGCACCAUGGAGCCCCCGGGGGGUGCAUACCUGCACUUGGGCGCUGUGACCUCCCCGGUAGGUACAGCCCGAGUGCUGCAGCUGGCCUUCGGCUGUACUACCUUCAGUUUGGUUGCUCACCGAGGUGGUUUUGGGGGUGUCCAGGGCACUUUCUGCAUGGCUGCUUGGGGCUUCUGUUUUGCCUUCUCCGUCCUGGUGGUAGCCUGUGAGUUCACGAAGCUCCACAGCUGCCUGCGCCUUUCCUGGGGCAACUUCACGGCAGCCUUUGCGAUGUUGGCGACUCUGCUGUGCGCCACGGCCGCGGUCAUCUACCCUUUGUACUUCACCCGGCUGGAGUGCCCACCGGAGCCUGCCGGAUGCAUGGCCAGAAACUUCCGCCUGGCAGCCAGCGUCUUCGCAGGACUCCUCUUCCUGGCCUAUGCUGCUGAAGUGGCCCUGACGCGGGCACGGCCAGGUCAGGUAGCCAGCUACAUGGCUACCGUGUCCGGACUCCUUAAGAUCGUCCAGGCCUUUGUAGCGUGCAUCAUCUUUGGGGCACUUGUUCAUGACAGUCGCUAUGAGCGCUACGUGGCCACACAGUGGUGCGUGGCUGUCUACAGCCUGUGCUUCAUGGCCACGGUGGCUGUGGUGGCCCUGAGUGUGAUGGGACAUACAGGGGGCCUGGGAUGCCCAUUUGACCGCCUCGUGGUCGUGUACACCUUCCUGGCCGUGCUCCUGUACCUCAGUGCCGCUGUCAUCUGGCCCGUCUUCUGUUUUGACCCCAAGUACGGAGAGCCAGGACGGCCCCCCGACUGCCUCCGAGGCAGCUGCCCCUGGGACAGCCAGCUAGUGGUAGCUAUUUUCACCUACGUCAACCUGCUCCUUUAUAUCGUCGACCUCGCCUACUCCCAGAGGAUCCGUUUUGUGCCUGCCUUGUAG
Molecule: messenger RNA, 924 nt
Organism: Arvicola amphibius (Eurasian water vole)
Lineage: Eukaryota; Metazoa; Chordata; Mammalia; Rodentia; Cricetidae
Gene: Myadml2
Product: myeloid associated differentiation marker like 2
Exons: 1
Coding region: 1-924 (307 amino acids)
Cellular component (GO): membrane
Source: RefSeq, a predicted model, not a curated record